CUCUGCUUUCACUGACAUUAGACGUUCGGCCAAUCGUAGCAGCACACGAACAUAAACUUGCCACGUCCAGACUUUCUCGUGGCAUCAUCAACUUCGUUCACUGCGAUUCCACAUCGGCUCAGUUGUGGUUUGGUCGUAAAUAGCAGCUGUGGGCUAGAAAGAAUAUCAAAUAUGCGAGCUUUAACUGUGUUCAGUGCGGUGCUUUUCAUCGCUGGAUGCGCCCUGGUGUUAUCCGAGGAGGAAGUCAAACUCGAGGAUGGUGUGUUGGUGCUAACAAAGGACAACUUCCAGCAAGUGGUGGAAGGAAACGAUUUCGUCCUCGUCGAGUUCUAUGCCCCAUGGUGCGGACACUGCAAAGCUCUGGCCCCUGAGUACGCUAAGGCUGCUAAGGCUCUCGCGGACAAGAAUUCCAACAUCAAACUAGGCAAAGUUGACGCAACCGAAGAACAGGAACUGGCGGAGAAGCAUGGCAUCCGUGGGUAUCCUACGUUGAAAUUCUUCCGCAGCGGAACUCCAAUUGAGUACAGCGGAGGCCGCGAAAAGGACACUAUCAUUUCAUGGUUGGAGAAGAAAACUGGUCCGGCCGCGAAGGAACUGGAAGAUGUUGCCAGUGCUGAGGAAUUCUUGAAGGAAAACAACGUUGCUGUUGUCGGUUUCUUCAAAGAUCGCGAAUCCGCCGAAGCCAAAGUGUUCCUAGCUACAGCCAACGCCGUCGAUGACUAUCCGUUUGCCAUCACAUCCAGCGACGAUGUUUACAGCCAUUACGAAGCCAAGUGUGGCUCAAUCAUUCUGUUCAAACACUUUGACGAUGGUAAGGCUGUAUUCGAAGGGGAAGUUAAGGAAGAAGAAUUGAAAAAGUUCGUUGCCGCUCAGGCUCUGCCACUGAUCGUUGACUUCAGCCACGAAACCGCUCAGAAAAUCUUCGGUGGUGAAAUCAAGAACCAUUUGCUGUUCUUCGUUUCGAAGGAAGCCGGACACUACGAGAAAUACGUUGAUCCUGCAAAGGAAGCUGCCAAGAAGUACCGCGAACAGAUCCUCUUCGUCACCAUUGACUCCGACCAGGAAGAUCACCAACGUAUUCUCGAAUUCUUCGGAAUGAAGAAGGAUCAAGUUCCAUCGGUGCGUAUCAUCCGUCUCGAGGAAGAUAUGGCUAAGUUCAAACCCGAAACGAGCGAAUUGGAUGCCGAAUCAGUGGAAAACUUUGUCAAGAGCUUCCUCGAAGGAAAAGUGAAGCAGCAUCUGCUGUCGCAAGAGUUGCCUGAGGACUGGGACAAGCACCCAGUCAAGGUUCUGGUCGCCGAUAAGUUUGAUGAAGUCGUCAUGGACACCACCAAGGAUGUUCUGGUCGAAUUCUACGCUCCAUGGUGCGGACACUGCAAACAGCUUGUUCCAAUCUAUGACAAACUGGGAGAGAAGUACGCAAAUUCCGAUUCGAUCGUUAUCGCUAAGAUUGAUGCUACCGCGAACGAACUAGAGCACACAAAGAUCAACUCAUUCCCCACGAUCUAUCUGUACCGAAAGGGUGACAACCAGAAGGUUGAAUUCCGAGGAGAUCGCACAUUCGAAGGAUUCGUCAGUUUCCUGGAGGGCAAGGAAUCAGAGGACGACUCCAAGGAGGAAACCGAAAGUGAAGAGGAGAAGCCAAGCAAGGAUGAGCUGUAAAUGUAAACAACAGUGUUUUCUUCAUAAGCGCAAAUAAAACAGAACAACCGAAGACAGUAACAUCUUUAACAUUCAAAUAAACAUCCACGGUGUGAUCGACAAGAAUUAUUACUGAACAGGAAAGGAGGAAAACAAAAUUUGUAAAUUCCACGCUCUCAGACGAGAUUUCGAGGAAGGACGCGGUUAAGACUUGUAGAUGACUAAAAGGGUAGAAAUUUAACUUUGCAUGAGACUGUUUUAUUUAUUCAAUGUGCUAUCAAGGGAAAAACAGCGAGGAUGUAAACAUGGGUUCCAGACAUCUACUCAUGUAAAAAGAGACACUAGAGAGAUGGGUUGAAGUGAGUUGCAUUUUUCAAAUGUUAUAUUAACAUUAAAAAAUAAAAAAGGGGAAAAAUCAGAACGAAAUGCAAGUUUUGUUUCAAGGCUUCCAUCAUUCAAUAAUGUUCAUGUACGAAACGAGUACACAAAACACGACGCCCAUAUGCACUGAACUGAUAAAGUUUCAUCAUCUGUACUUUGCUAUUCAAACAACUACAUUAUUUGGGAUGUCAAUCAAACGGCCCCGACUCGACGUGAGCCAUCCUCGACAACGAUUCAUACACAUUCCUUCGGACACGGAGCAGCACAUUUUUACCGGUACGAUUUUUUAGGGGCAUUAAUUGCUUUACCCUUGACUUUGAUUGACUUAUUUUUGCGUGUAAUGGGUAAUUUUUACUCGUUUUGUAUAACGUUGGAUUUUUCUUCUAUUCGGAGCUUUUAUUAUAUUGUAAAACAGAAAGAGUAAUAAAAAAUAGUGAAAAUUAUAGACAAA
Molecule: messenger RNA, 2473 nt
Organism: Toxorhynchites rutilus septentrionalis
Lineage: Eukaryota; Metazoa; Arthropoda; Insecta; Diptera; Culicidae
Gene: Pdi
Product: protein disulfide-isomerase
Exons: 4
Coding region: 172-1662 (496 amino acids)
Biological process (GO): response to endoplasmic reticulum stress; protein folding
Cellular component (GO): endoplasmic reticulum
Molecular function (GO): protein disulfide isomerase activity
Source: RefSeq, a predicted model, not a curated record